CAUUCGUCCAACUCCCUCCGGGUACUACACUUCUGACUUCUUUCGUCAUCACAUACAGGCUCCAUCCUCUACAUAUAUUCACCCUCGACCUUCAAACCAUCCACUCAUCCGUCAACCGGACACCACACCACUACACCAUGCAUAUCAAAACCCUCCUCCCAGCCCUCGCUAUCCUCGCUCCCCUCGCCCACGCCGUCGACAAAACCUCCAACCCCGACCUCAACGGCCGCCUCCUCCUCGCCUCGACCAACCUCGACCGCCACGCCCUCCUCAACACAGACGAGGCGUGGAUCCACGACUUCAACACGCAGAAGCCCACCGACGCCUUCAAGCCCGGGUCCGUCAAGAACGCCAAUGCCGCCACCUUCCCAGCUUUGACGGGCAUCGGUAUGACGCUGGCGCAGUUGAACUUGGGGCCCUGUGCUAUGCUGCCCCCGCAUCUGCAUCCGAGGGCUACGAACGUCGUCAUUGCCAUCACGGGCAAUACGACGACGUAUAUGUAUAAUGAGAAUGGGGUGAGGCCGGUGAUCACGGAGUUGAGCCCGGGCUUGAUGACGAUUUUCCCUAAGGGGAGUCUGCACACGAUGCAGAACAACGGCUGCGACAACGCCUACCUCGUCAGCGCCCUCGACUCGGACGACACGGGCACGCUCAACAUCCUGAACGGCCUGUGGAGCUUCGCGCCGGACAUGGUGCGCGCCGCGCUCGGCGACGCGAAUCUGGAUGUGCAGGACGUGGGGAAGCGCAUUCCGGAGGUGGGCACGGGGUCGAGCCUGGGCAGCGAGGAGUGCAAGAAGAGGUGCGGGUUGUGAGCUUUGCUGAGCUGGGACUGGGCUGGGGCUGAAACUCAGUUGAUCUGAUUGAAUAUUUUUCGGUUGUGCUUCUUUGCAUUUGCGUAGACGCUCGUUGUUGCUGCUGUUGGCGGGAGGGGAGAUGAGAUAUCGGAGGGUUGAGUCACUCACUAUUUGCUGAGGUUCUGCGUUGAGUUUCUUGCUGGCUUACGUUCUUCAUGCUUGUUGUUACGAUGUAGAACUAGGAAAGCAAAAGUAGGUGGCGGCGGCGG
Messenger RNA from Trematosphaeria pertusa, 1063 nucleotides. RefSeq names its product RmlC-like cupin. The record is from RefSeq and is a predicted model, not a curated record. Lineage: Eukaryota; Fungi; Ascomycota; Dothideomycetes; Pleosporales; Trematosphaeriaceae. Gene Ontology annotation, cellular component: cell wall. The transcript has 2 exons. Gene Ontology annotation, molecular function: manganese ion binding. The coding region runs from base 138 to 812 and encodes 224 amino acids.